This is a messenger RNA of Leucoraja erinaceus (little skate), 1873 nucleotides long. Its product is annotated as metalloreductase STEAP1-like. Gene Ontology annotation, cellular component: endosome; plasma membrane. The record is from RefSeq and is a predicted model, not a curated record. The transcript is spliced from 4 exons. NCBI's taxonomy places the organism in Eukaryota, Metazoa, Chordata, Chondrichthyes, Rajiformes, Rajidae. The coding region runs from base 476 to 1540 and encodes 354 amino acids.
AAGCCAGGCAAGGGAACUCGGGAACUGGUCAGCAGUGCCUUGCGUUUGGGUUGUCGCAACCACCUGGCUGAUAGGGUCUGACAACAAUUUGGGAAACGCGGGGCAACAAGUUGGUAGCUCUGAUUGACUCUCCCUGUUACACUAUGCUACCUUUCGCCGCACAGCGACGCUCGCCUGCGCUUGGGGAGAGUUUAGAAGGGUAGAGCUGCGAGUUAGCCCCACAGACAGGAAACUGGGCGCGAAUGGUUCGGCUGGUGUUAGUUACAUUAGUUUCCAUUGACAAUCCAAUUUCAUCUCACUGUAAAAUAUCUCCAGCUCUAGUUUGUUUUAAUGUUAUAUUUGCGCGGCCACUUAUAUCACAUGUUUAAAGAAAAUCAGAGGCUUUAAACGUUGAUUCUAGUUUGAAUUUGUGCGAGGACCUGCGAUACUGCACAUACUUUUGUUGAUUUUUCCAGGUACUAACGUGGGCUCCCCAAUGGAUGUUGAGAGUGCUUGUCCUGCUGGCAAUAACGGAGAUGAAAUGUGUACAAUGGAGUUGUCUACAAGUGGAGCAGAUGACAUAAGAAUGAAUUCCAGAAUGCCAACAGGAAAUUUGGCAACACCAAAUCAUCUUCCCUUUGAUAACCUUGAAUAUCCAUCACAUCUGGAUGGACAACUGGAGCUUUUCCCUCACUGGCAUUUUCCUGCUAAGCUAGCUGGGGGCAUGUCAAUAGUUGUAUUUGUUUACACUUUACUCAGGGAUAUCAUUUAUCCCUACAUGACAGAAAACAAAAAUGUAUUUUACAAAAUUCCAAUUUUGGUCAUGAACAAAGUUCUGCCAGUUGUUGCGAUUAUACUUUUGGCUUUAGUUUAUUUGCCAGGAAUUCUGGCAGCCAUCUUCCAACUCUAUUUUGGUACAAAGUACAGACGAUUUCCUCAAUGGUUAGCUCGCUGGAUGUUAGCACGGAAACAACUUGGACUGCUCAGCUUUUUUUAUGCUGUUCUACAUGCAUUCUUCAGUCUGUGCUAUCCCAUGAGAAGAUCGUAUAGGUAUAAAUUACUGAACUGGGCUUAUCAGCAGGUAAAAGAAAACAAGGAAAAUGCCUGGAUUGAAGAUGAUGUAUGGAGAAUGGAAAUUUAUGUUUCCUUGGGAAUUUUGGGUCUCGCACUUCUUUCUGUUUUGGCUGCGACUUCAGUUCCUUCUGUCAAGAACUCAUUGAAUUGGAGAGAAUUCCAAUGCAUACAGUCAAAGAUGGGAUAUUGCGCGUUACUCCUCUGUACUCUUCAUGCACUGGUGUAUGCUUGGAGAAAAUGGGUGGAGCUCAAGUACUUCAUCUGGUAUACACCGCCAACAUUUAUAAUUGCAGUUUUUUUGCCUGUUAUAGUUUUGCUGUGCAAAACUAUAUUUCUGUUCCCAUGUCUUGCAAAAAGAUUGUGUAGAAUUCGAAGAGGUUGGGAAUGGAAGUCAAAAUAUAAAAUGGAUCCUGCUCUUAGUACUAAUGCCAUGGAAGAUAAGUCAACAACUAAAGGAUUAAUGCAUGCAGUGGGAGAUCAACAAUAACUCCAUAGUACAAAUGAAUAGAACUCCCAAUUGAUUAUUGUGAUAUAUGUACGUGGAAAGUACAUUUGUCUUUGUGUAAAACAUCUUUUGUUCUGGAUAUCAUUCCUUUUAUUAAAUGUUUCUUGUUGAGUUUAAAUAAGUAAAGUAUGCAUGUAUACUAAAACAAUAUUUAAUAUAUGUGGUAAGGUAAAGUGACUUCACUACAAAGGCAAAGUGACUUCAUAUUCCAUACAAUUUGUGCAGUAACCAAGGUAUUUUAAAUGGUUUAUAGUCAGCAUACAAGCUGAUUAUUGAAAUGUUAAAAAUAAAAAAUAAAGCUUUUUAACUCUUCAA